GCCCUCUUGCUCUUCAGCCGACUAAAACCCUCCUUUUCUUUCUUCAUUUAUUUUCCAUAAACCCUUUCUUCUCCCAUUUCCCAGUCUUCUGCUGGCUCCUUGCUUCAUAACAUAGUCCUUUUAUAUUCAUCCAGCUUCCCAGCAACCCAAAAAAGUUUACCUCUAAAUAUUUAUUAAAUGCAAUUGUAUCUCCAAACUCCAACCUCAAAUUUCCAUGCCUUUUAGUUUAUCUCCUGCACUUACUUAUUCAUGUAGACUUUGCAGAAAAUUCCGUUUUUUAGCCAGUUUCUCCACUUCAUGUGCUCUAAGUACAGUAGAUUGCUUCAAAGAAGUUGACAGCCAUGUUUCCGAUUAUCCCGAAUUGCAGCGCAGCAUGUGGGGUUAUGCUAUCUCAGGUGACUUUAACAGUGCCCUUUGUACUCUUAAUUUGAUGAAAAUAUUUGAUGGGAAGCCCACCGUGUAUGAUUGUAACGCUUUGUUGUACUUUUACUUGAAGUCUAACAACGCUUGUUGGCAAGAGUUGGUUGAAAUAUAUAUGGGGAUGAAGAGGUUUGGGCCUCGACCUAAUGCGUCCACUUUUAAUACUCUUCUUCGUGGAAUGUCGGUUCUUGGUAAUUUAGAACAUGCGGUUUUUAUUGUUGAAGAGAUGUGUAGGAGCGAUUUUGUGCCAUCGUUUACUUCUUUAUCGAAAACCUUGAAAAUGGCGAUCAAGGUAGGGAAUUUAGUCCAUGGUGUUACUGUUUUUGAGCUUAUGUUGAGGUAUGAUUAUCACCCGUCGGAACCGACUUUGAAUAAAUUUAUUUCGAUGCUUUGUCAAGUUGGGAUGGUUUCCAAGGCUUGGUUCGUGUUAUCUCUUCUUUUGAGAAAGGGUUGUGUUUAUAAUGUGUUUUGUUACAACCAGAUUCUGUGGGCUUUAUGCAAGUCCGGUCAAAGUUGUGUUGCUUUGCAAUUGUUUUGUUGGCUGAAGAAGAAAGGGUUUGUUCAUAGUGUGUGUUCGUAUACCGCUUUGAUUUAUGGAUUUUGUCGAGAGGGCCUGCAGGAUGAUGUUUUCCAAUGGCUGGAUUUGAUGCAAAGUGAUGGGUGUAAGCCUAAUGUGAUUACGCACACGAUAAUUGUCAAGUUUCUUUUUGAUAAUGGGAAAUUUGAGGAAGCUAUGGACUAUGUUGGUAAGAUGGAAAGGGAAGGAUGUCAAUCUGAUCUGCUUACUUAUAAUGUCAUCCUUCGUGAGCUUUGUCGUAGACACAGUCUGGAUGUCAUAUCUAAGUUCAUUCAGGUGAUGGUUCAAAAAGGUCUUUACCUGGAUUCGUACUCUUAUGCUGCAUUGUGUGGAGGCCUACUAAAAAUAGGAAAAACAGUGUUCGCAUGUGAACUAUUGCAGGAUAUAUUUUCCAGUGGAUGUACUGUAGAUGUUGCUCUUUAUAAUAUUUACUUACGAUGUUUAUGUCGACAGAAUAAAUCAAGAGAAGCAUUAUCUCUGUUGAAGAGCAUGAUGGAGGCUGGCUUUAAACCAAACAAUGCGUCUUAUAAUACAAUCUUGAGUGGUUUUUGUACAGAAAAAAAUCUUAAAGAAGCUUUUGAGCUCUUGUACCAUUUUGAGUGGGAUGUAAAUUGGCCCGAUGCAGUUUCAUUCAAUGCAAUUUUGUGUACUGCCUGCAGGCUAGGAAACUCUACAAUAAUCCAAAGGAUCUUAUACCAUAUGAGGUAUGAAAACUUAAAGCUUAAUGUUUUAAGUUCGACGUGUUUGGUCCAAUAUGUCUGCAGAAGUGGAAACUUUUCUGAGUGUUUGAAGUUAGUGGAGUACAUGAUGCCUUGCAGUCCUACUCCAACCGUAGUCACCAUCAAUAUGCUGCUUCAUAACCUUUGUAAGAAUCAGUUACUUGGAAUUGCAUAUCGGAUUUUCCAGAGCGUAAGAAACACCGAGGUCCUUCCUGACAUGACUUCAUACAACAUUCUUAUCCAUGCUUCCCUGAGAGAGCACAAUCACCUUUUGGUUGGUCAAUUGUUAGGGGAAAUGAGAAGACAGAAACUGAAACCUGAUGUUUUUACCUAUGGUUCAUUAAUUAAUGGCCUCUGUAAAGAAGGGAAGAUAUCAGCUGCUCUCCAAAUGUGGAACCAAAUGCUACUGAGGGGUGUUGUUCCUAGUGUUGCAAUUUUCAAUACCCUAUUGCAUGCAAUGUUUUGGAGAGGCAUGUUUUGGGAAAUCCUCUCGUUACUUAAAGUCAUGGUAGUAGAAGGGUUUCAACCUGAUGAUGUAACUCUACGGAUCCUUAACCAAGCAGUUUUGAAUGGUUCGGUGAAUAAAUUUCCUAAAGCUGCUAAAGUUCUAGAGUGGAUGAUAUGUAAUGACAUUCAGAAAGAAACGGAUCAAAGGGCAGUUGCUGGCUGAUCUAUUUUGUGCUUUGAAGUUUAUUGUCAAAUGAUUGCUUUAAGCAUUUAAUUAUGGCUCGCUCGGUACCUUCUAAAAAUGUUUAAGAAGAUGAUUCAAGUAUGAAUCAGAGGAUUGGGAAAAUCCUUGCUUUCAGGGACAUCUAUUUUCUUGCAUCCAGAGCAUCUCGUGUCAAACAUCUUGAAUGUGCGGUAGGUAAUGUGUGUUUAUUCCCCUCUAUCUCUCUCUAAUUCUUUUCUUUUGGCAUCACCCCUUACUGUAAUAUUUACCCGAGGAACUCUUAACUAACAUGAUUUUUUCUUAUUGGUAGACGAUAGCAGAACAGUGGCCUUAUUCUUAUGCAUCAUUCUGCAACUUAAACGAUGAAUUGCUUUGAACUUCAAUUGUCUCUUGUUUAUGCUGUCUAGAUGUGUAGUCAAAUAAUUUGCUUCAAAUUCAUUAGAAAACAUUUCUUUCGGUAUCUUUUUUUAUUCUAGUAGGAUUCGUAGCUAUGAAUAUGAACCUGAUUCUACUUUCUAGUAUCCUCUUUUACUGGAAUAUGAUUUUGGUUUUAACGAGGUUAUGAUGAUAAACAGUUUGUGGCAUGAAACUGCAUAAGCACGAUCACUGAUUCAAAUUCAGGGUCAGAUCAGGGAUUGAAUCGGACCAGCUUCGUGUUGAAACUAUAUGUAGUGGUGUGGACAGUACGGGUAUGGUACUGACCACCAUGGUAUAUAAGUCAGAAUCAGCUUUGCAAAAAGGUAAGCUGGAAUUCGAUGGCAAUUAAAAGGGAAAAUGUGUUCGGUUACAAGUAUAAUCUUUCGAUCUUGUCUAGGAAUGACAAUGGAGUGAUCUAUCCGAGGAUCGGAAUGAUGGGAUCAAACUUGGAUUGAUGUCAACAUGUGGUUCAA
Hibiscus syriacus is the source of this 3276-nucleotide messenger RNA. Its product is annotated as putative pentatricopeptide repeat-containing protein At1g12700, mitochondrial. The record is from RefSeq and is a predicted model, not a curated record. The transcript has 3 exons. Gene Ontology annotation, molecular function: protein binding. The coding region runs from base 215 to 2386 and encodes 723 amino acids. Lineage: Eukaryota; Viridiplantae; Streptophyta; Magnoliopsida; Malvales; Malvaceae.